AUGGACAAGUCCACUGAGAACCCCAGCAAUGACACGGUGUCCACCAAGAGCAACGGAUCCAUCAAGAGCGAUGAGAAGACGUCGACUGAUGGUGGCAUAAAUGUGGGCAUGAUGGGGAAGUUUAGAAGGAGCUUCCGGCUUCCAACAUGGAAGAAUCCUCCGUCACCUGGUGACAAGGAAUCCAAGUUAUCACCAGAAUCAGAUGAACCUGCAAAGAAGUUGGAUUCUGCGGCUUCAACACAGCCUCCGUCACCCAGUCUGAGUCCUGGCUCUGCAUCUACCUCUUCGAAGAACAACCAGAAAAAAGAGGAUGAUGAGUCAGAUGUUUCUUCUCACAAAUCCAGACAACUAACACGAUCAAACACAGAUCAUGGGGGCAGCAUCCUCAGCAGAGAAGCUCAGACCUCCCUCUCUCCAGCCACCUCCUCUUGCUUGUCUGGGAGAACACCAAGGUGUUCUCAGGCCAGCCGAGAGAUAGAGGGGCCUCCUCCCGGUCAUGUCCAGAGCACCUCACCAAGGAGGUGCCCAGGAGAACCCAUUAUCCCAAAGUUUGAUAACACAUUAAAUAGACUGAGAGAAUCUUUUCGUUGGAGACGGAAAAAGGAAGUGGAUACACUCCCCUCUGAAGACUUGAAGGAAGAAAAAGAUCUUGGCGACGGCUCUUCAGCCACCUGUCUGGAGAAUGAAGAGAAAAAAGAGGAUGAAGAGUCAGAUGUUUCUUCUCUCAAAUCCAAACCACCGACACCAUCAAAGACAGAUCUUGGCGACGGCUCUUCAGCCACCUGUCUGGAGAAUGAAGAGAAAAAAGAGGAUGAAGAGUCAGAUGUUUCUUCUCUCAAAUCCAAACCACCGACACCAUCAAAGACAGAUCCCAGUAUGCCGAGGUUUGAUAAUACAUUUAAUAGACUGAGAGAAUCCAUUCGUUGGAGACGGAAAAAGGAAGUGGAUACACUCCCCUCUGAAGACUUGGCGGAAAAAGAUCUUGGCGAUGACUCAUCAGCCACCUGUCUGGAGAAUGAAGAGAAAAAAGAGGAUGAAGAGUCAGAUGUUUCUUCUCUCAAAUCCAAACCACCGACACCAUCAAAGACAGAUCCCAGUAUGCCGAGGUUUGAUAAUACAUUUAAUAGACUGAGAGAAUCCAUUCGUUGGAGACGGAAAAAGGAAGUGGAUACACUCCCCUCUGAAGACUUGGCGGAAAAAGAUCUUGGCGAUGACUCAUCAGCCACCUGUCUGGAGAAUGAAGAGAAAAAAGAGGAUGAAGAGUCAGAUGUUUCUUCUCUCAAAUCCAAACCACCGACACCAUCAAAGACAGAUUCCAGUAUGCCGAGGUUUGAUAAUACAUUUAAUAGAUUGAGAGAAUCCAUUCGUUGGAGACGGAAAAAGGAAGUGGAUACACUCCCCUCUGAAGACUUGAAGGAAGAAAAAGUGACUUCUACUUUUGAGGAAUUCCUUGAAAUGCAAGCCUUUUGUGAAGCCACUCAGCAACUGAUAGACAGGGAGAAGCAUCUGUUUUGGGAGACAGCUGAGGCUAACAAGGAAGCAGUAGAAAAGCUUGCUGCAGACCAUAAAGCCCUUGAAGAGUGUGUAUGGCAGAUUGUGCAGCAGAGUCUUUCUCUCAGCACUGAGGAAGCAUCAGUGUCUGCUCUGAAGUCUGCAGUGAAAGCCAUCAACCUUGAGGAAGAGCAGGACCAGCUGUGGAAACAAAGAUGCCAGACUCCACCGGCCUGGAGGCCCAGUGAGUGGAAGAAGCGCCAUGAUGAAGUCGUUCAAAAAUUAGUAAAUGGGCGUAUGGAUAAUCCAUCGAGCCCCACUGGUGACCAGAUGAACCAGUCAACUAUCCAGGCAACUAUCCAGUCCAUGGGCAGGCAGCUGAAGGAGGACCUGCACUGGGUGGUGGAGGAGGUGAAGAACUGCUACCCACCAGAGAUGGACAUCUGUAAUUUCUAUGCAAGACAGUACCAUCAAACUUUCAAGGCCAGGCUCAGAAAGAUUGUGGGUUCUGUGGAUGACAAGGACUGCAGUUUCCUCCUGCGAUGGGUGAAUGAAUCUUAUCCAGAAAUGUUUGAUAAACCUGAACUGGCCAGUAAUAUCAAUACUGAAGUGUUGGGAAACCUGCUUCCUGACGAGUUACUGAAACCUCUGGAGGAGAAGUACCUCAGCAAACAACAGAGUGACCUGAUGAUGUUUAUUGACCGAGUAUUGAAUGAAGCAAAGAAAGAGUGGGAUCAAGGAAAGGAGCCAACAAGAGAUGAUGGUUGCUACGUCAGUCCCGUGGCCUAUGAUGUCAUCCAGUUUAUCAACGGCAUCGUGACAUCAGCACAAAAAGUUGUAGGAGACCGACACAAGGCCCAGAAAAUAACAUCCAACCUGACAGACUUCAUGCAGAGGUAUAAAGAGUUUCACGAAGACAUCAUUAAGCAAAACAAACUGCACAGCAAAGCUUUCAUAAAGGCAAACCUCAGCUGUGUCGAACAGUUCAGGGACUUCCUUGUGAAGCACAAUCUGUUCACAGAGGAUGUGCGGAAAAACUGUUUGCAGGUCCUGACUGAGAUGAAACAGUCUGCCCACACUUAUUUAUUAACUCCUGUGCACAAGAUCCUCAAACCACACUACCAGAAGGUGGGAACCAGUGACUGGCUGAAGAAGAACACGUUUGAGAAGCUGCUGAAAAGCACUGAAGAAGAGCUUCAAGAACUUCAGGGCUCGAGUCAGUCCUCUUACCAGGAGCUGAUUGGUCGGCUCCACCAGGAAGUGACAGUAGAGUAUGUCCAGAGGCUCCUGAAAGGAGAGGUCAAACUGAAGGACAGCAAUCAGCAGCAGAAGGCUUACGAGACUGUGAAAGAAAAUGCAGAGAAACUGCACGAGCUGUUUGCCAAAAUGGGAUCCAAAAAAGACUGGUUAAAGGAAAUCCUGACCAACAUUGCAGAAGUGCUAAAACUCCAAGAUAUUCCUGCCAUACAGAUGCAAAUCGUUUCACUGGGAUCUGCUUAUCCCGACCUCAGUGAAAAACAUGUUUCAGCUCUGCUUAAACUCAAAGCAAACCUCUCCAAAGUUGACAAGAAAACUAUCAAAACCACAGUGCUGGACAUACUGAAAGAAAGCCAUACUAAUGUUGAAACCGGGGCGUUUUUCUCCAAAGUUGAAGUGAUGGGCAGUUGA
Pelmatolapia mariae (spotted tilapia) is the source of this 3159-nucleotide messenger RNA. RefSeq names its product tumor necrosis factor alpha-induced protein 2-like. Gene Ontology annotation, molecular function: SNARE binding. Lineage: Eukaryota; Metazoa; Chordata; Actinopteri; Cichliformes; Cichlidae. Gene Ontology annotation, cellular component: exocyst. The transcript is spliced from 21 exons. Gene Ontology annotation, biological process: exocyst localization; exocytosis. The coding region runs from base 1 to 3159 and encodes 1052 amino acids. The record is from RefSeq and is a predicted model, not a curated record.